AUGGAGAAUGGAGAACGAGAAGAAGAGAGUGGAUUGAAUGAUGGGCACCACGAGAUGCGCGACGAAAAUCUGCCGCGGACCCGACAAAACUCAAAAUCGAAGAAGCAGGACGAGGAGCCGGUGGAUGGGAAUGGACCUCUGAGUGCUGAGAAAGGCCGCUUCGCGGUGCUCCUCGACGGCAGUACGAGCACCUUCUCCGUACACUCGAUUGUCGGCAUUGGAGGUGUAAACGUGAAAGCGGGCGAGAUGAUUACGGUAGAUGGCAUCUCGCAGACGAUAAUUGAUAUAUGCCCGACACGGGAGAUGGCCAUCGAGAAAUGCGACGAUUCCUGCAACGAGUUCAACGCGUUUUCGAUCGGCCAGGUGUUCCACAACGGCUCGAAAACGGGCGGUGCGGAGCGUGAAGGGGAUGAGGCCGAAGAAAGGGACCACAGACGGGAGGAGAAAGACCAGGAUCUCACGGACCGAUACGAGCUCGAGGAUGAGCGCUCGGAGUUGGCGAUUGGGACCGACCCCUACGCAGCGAUUCGCUACAUUUUCGGGGUGUACUACAACGAGUUGAGCGAGGACAUGGCCAGGCUAAACAAACGCCACGAAUCGCUGACGACAAUGAUGGAGAUUGUGAUGGGCGGGACGUGGAAUACGAGAGGCAUCGAUGAUAGCAUGAGAUUUGACCCCCGCGAACCCCUCGUUUCGCGGCGAAUCGGCGAGAAGAAACUAGAGAGAUACAAGAAGCAGCGCUACGAUUCGGAGGGCGAGCCGCUGGAUGAGAAUGGAGGCGAGGGGAGCACGAGGGAUUAUAAGAGACCGGCGAAAGGAGCCCAUCCCGGCUACCCGUUCCCCGCCUUGAUUGGCAGAGGAGAAGAAGAGCGUUGUCUUGCUCAAUCGAAUGGCCAGCCAGCCUCAUUUGCCCAGCGUAUCUCACAGCUCCUCUUCCACGACUCGCUACAUCUCUAUUUUAAGGACCAAGACCCCCAAAAGAGACAGUGGCUGCACGAUCUGGUGGAUUAUCGAUAUCCCUCCGAGGAUAAGAUGGCACAAAUGUAUAAAUGGAAGAGCUGCUCGUGGGCCAUCAAUAAAAUAAGGAUUAAGGAUGGUGCUGUGGAUGGUGGUUCCCGUCGCAGUCUCCCUACCGUAAUCCCCACUUAUUCGGAUCUUCUGCCCCGGAAGGCUCAAAACUACAAAUCGUGGACGGGAAAGGAAGAAAUUUCGCACGUGAAGCCGGAUUUCCCGUACGUGGGCGAGGUGUUGGAGCAGUCAAUCUUUGAGAAAAGCCCCGAAGAUCCGAUCAAAUAUGUCGAGCGACUGGCUUUUCAUCUGUUCCACGACAGUCUCGACAAAUUGUUCUCCGAACAGGACGGCGCCCGUAAGGAAUGGCUGCGUGAUAUGGUGGAUUAUCGAUUUCCGAUUGAGGAGAAAUUGAAGCGGGAUUCGAGAUGGAAGGUUUGCGGCGCGGCGGCGAAUCGGAAUCGGCUGAAGCACGUCGUCAAUGGUGUCGUGCUCGCCUACCCGUACGUGACCAAGGAGUUCGAGGAGGAAUGUCUGCGGGCAGCCCGCGGCAACCCUACCGUAUACGCCGAAAUGAUGGGCAGAGGGCUCUUUCAUGAGUCUAUUAAUGUCUCCUUCAAGGACCAAGAUCCACGAAAGCGGACGUGGCUUCACGAUAUUCUGGAUCGACGAUUCCCCACUUCCGAUAAGAUCAAGCAGAUUCAGAAAUGGAAGCUCUGCUCGUCGGCGAUCAACAAAAAUCGAACACUUUCCGCCUCGCAAUUGGCUCCCUUCAAAAAGCACCAGGUGAAAAAAGACGAUGAGAAAGCGGAGCGAGCAGAGAAAACGACCGGAAAGAAGAGAGAGGAGAAAGAGAGAAGAGGAGCAACAGCUGGAGCCGCAGCUGAUGAGGAGAGGGCAACGACGUCGAAACACCACGACGACGACGACGGGGAGCAGUUCGGCAACAACAACUGUCGGAGGAGGGGUGACACGGGCGGCAGCUGCUGCUCAACAAGAUGGAGCAGGAGGACGAUCACAUCCAACGAGGAAAACGCAGGACCCGUCAACGACAACCACCUCCUCCACUUCUUCCGCCCAUCCCCCCUCAAAUGGCCCAUCAUCUUCAACAAGGACAUCCUCAUCUACCGUCAAUUCCGCUUCUUCAUCUACCAAUCAUCGACCACAGCCAAAGAGAACCUCAUCCACAGCCGCCACAUCAACAGCGGCCGGGAGGACCGCCCGCUAAAAUGGCCAAAAAAGAGGAAUUCGAUCACGUCCGUCGACCCGUCGAUCACCUUCCCCUACGGGGUCACCGACGAGCAGGAGGAGGAAUUCUUUGCCAAAGCCCAGGGCAACGCGCCGUUCUACGCGAAAUCGGUGGCCCAGCUGCUGUUCAAGGACAAUUUGGACUCGUAUUUUAAGGACCAAGAAGACGCGAAACGUGCGUACAUUCGCAAGCUAGUCGACGUGCGAUUCCCCUCGGCUCGAAAGCGUGAUUACGAGAUGAAAUGGAAGAACUGCACGAUAGCCAUCAAUCGGAAUCGGACGUCGUGGAAACCCUCU
This is a messenger RNA of Mesorhabditis spiculigera, 2553 nucleotides long. The record is from the annotation of a GenBank genome assembly. Lineage: Eukaryota; Metazoa; Nematoda; Chromadorea; Rhabditida; Rhabditidae.